Messenger RNA from Aspergillus nidulans FGSC A4, 1969 nucleotides. Its product is annotated as Fcf2 domain-containing protein. The coding region runs from base 205 to 912 and encodes 235 amino acids. NCBI's taxonomy places the organism in Eukaryota, Fungi, Ascomycota, Eurotiomycetes, Eurotiales, Aspergillaceae. The record is from RefSeq and is a predicted model, not a curated record. Gene Ontology annotation, cellular component: nucleolus. The transcript has 4 exons.
UUUAACAGCAUUUGGUCCACCGCCCAAUUUUGGAGAAAUCAAGCUGUUCAUCACGAGCUCUGCCCAAGCUCGCCCCACAAACAGAAAUUUCUCGCAUCGCAGUCUGCGCGCUUUUUUGCUCCUCUAUAAAUCGCUAAGCUCCUCCUAGUUCACUUCUUUCUUUUUAUUUUCUUCUUUGUGCUAAACACCCAUCCGUACUUGGCUAUGGAUAUUUUGCCUGAGCUUUCAAAUGUGCAGUCACAGGACCAUACUGAAUUAACUGAUGACAAUAUCCAGCAUCUUCUCGCUGAGGCAGAGAAACGGCUUCGCAACGACACGGUCAGGACCGCCAAUGAUUCCGUCGCACUUCGUCAAUCUGGACAGGUACUUCCCAACAUUCCGAAGUUCUCCUCUGGAUCCUCCCUAAAACCUUAUGUUCGACAACACAAUGAUGUUGCAGUUGUCGAUACAGCAAGGAUAAUUGACCCAUUAGUCAGUAACUGCACUCAGUCAUCUGCCAAUGAAAAGAUAGUGCCGAAGACCUCUAAAAAGGAUAAGCCGACUGCCGGCAGUGAAUGGUUCAAUCUUCCAAAAACCGAACUGACGCCUGAUCUAAAAAGAGACUUGCAACUUCUACGGAUGCGUUCCAUAUUAGACCCUAAACGACAUUACAAAAAGGAAAGCGGCAAGGCGCAACCUCCAAAGUACUCCCAAGUGGGAACUAUCAUUGAAGGUCCGACAGAAUUCUUUAGUGGUCGUAUCCCCAAGCGAGAUCGCAAAAAGACGUUUGUUGAUGAGGCUUUGGCUUUGGAGAAAGAGACCAGGCGCUUUGAAACCAGGUACAAUGAUGUGCAGCAGAAGAAACGAAGUGGGAAGACGGCUUUCUACAAGAGUUUAGUGGCCAAAAGAAAAGGCAGGAAGAAUCGACAAUGAUAUAUUCAACAACCAAGCUGUCCAAACUCCAAAGAGAAGUACCUCCACGGACGGCCGGAUCUUAGGAAUCGGUUUAUCCCCUCCGCUCCUGCUGUGGUAGUGUCAUGAGUUGUGACACUAGAAAAUCUUGGAUAUGACAUGCACAACCAACUUCUAACAAGGUGUCAAUUCUCAACAUGGGAAAAGAGAACGCACUAGCACUUACCUGCAUGUCCUGGGCUGCCUCCCGGCCAGCUUCGAGCACCUCUUCGUGGUUGGCUUUACCCUCUUGCAGGAUGGCAUCUAACUCUUUCACAUCCCUUCCCUGGAUGAGAUGAUCAUCCCCACGGGGAACAGGUGAAAGCACAGCAUUAUUUGUCACCAAACUGAAUGCUAUGAUUCGCAAGCCGCAGUGCCUUGCAACCACAAUCUCGGGGACUGUGGACAUUCCAACAAGAUCCGCUCCGAGCUGGCGGAGCAAUCGGCACUCUGCCCUCGUUUCGUAACUGUGGCCUUGUCAUACCAAACUCCCCCAGCAGCCAUUGGGGCAUAUCUGCUUACCUCGGUCCACAAACGAAGGCAUACACGCCCUCGUGUAACCUUCGUUUACUGCAAGGGUCCAGGUAUUUUCUCCAGGCUUCAUGUACCUGACGACGCAAAUCAAGAUCAUACGCGUCUGAUAAAGGUGGGAAUCGGGGACCAAAUUCCUCGCAGUUGGGACCUCGCAGCGGAUGGAUCCCAGCUAGACCAGCGAGGAAGAUAUGCUUUACGGUCGGAUUAGAGCAAUCAAUAUUUCUGGAUGUUAUCCUCCACUUACAUCAUUCAGUAACACGAUGUCGCCCACAGCAUAAUCAGGGUUAAGUCCUCCGGCGGCGUUCGUCACUGUUACAUAUUGUCCUUAGUCUGGUGGCUGCCUCUGCGCACGGUGAGGGAGCUUACAGACAACAGUGUCGAUUCCUAGUAACUUGAAAACCCGGAUAGGGAACGUCACUUGGUCUAUGGAAUGGCCUUCAUAGUAGCUAAGCAGUUGACAUAUCUUAGUUAACCAAUUCAUUUUUACUAUUAUAAGGGCAUUCUC